Molecule: messenger RNA, 1372 nt
Organism: Physella acuta
Lineage: Eukaryota; Metazoa; Mollusca; Gastropoda; Physidae
Product: GTPase IMAP family member 7-like
Molecular function (GO): GTP binding
Source: RefSeq, a predicted model, not a curated record
AUGGGUAAAAUCGAACACCAGGGUUCGGUGAGUCAUUCUCAUGGGCUCGGUGGAAGUCAAGAUUAUAUGAUUCACAGUCGAACAUGGACAAAUGGUGGAGGUGAUGGCUUCGGUAAUAACCAACGUCAUGAUAGGUACAGCAAACCCGGUGACCUUGCUGUAGUAAACAAAAAAAACAUUGAUCUGCUGUUGAUUGGCAAAACCGGAAGUGGUAAAAGUGCCACCGGAAAUACAAUUCUCGGCAGGAAAGUUUUUAAAACCUCUCCAAGCUCGUCAUCAGUGACUAAAAACGUCCAGUCGGAUUACACGGAGUACAAGGGUGUUGAGUUUAAGGUGGUUGAUAGGCCUGGUGUGGGAGACACAGACUUAACACAAGAAGAAGCAGACGAGCAGAUUGAUAAGGCCAUGAAAUACGCCAUGGCAGACAAUCCUAAAGGAUAUCACGCGUUUUUGUUGGUGGUUAGAUAUGGCGGGAGAUUUACGAAGGAAGACCAACAAAUGGUUGCAGCAUUGAAGAAAACUUUUGGCGAAGAUUUUGUAAGAAGUUGGUGUAUACUUUUGGUAACUCACGGCGAUAUCUUCGACCCAGAAGAUGCCGGUGUCAAUUCGUUUGAAGAAUGGUGUUUAAAUCAAAAAGGAAUUUUCGGCGAUUUGAUUAGAGAAUGUGACAGUCGAGUUGUUUUGUUUGACAAUAAAGACAAAACCAAAAGAAAUCAACAGUUAGAUUUACUAAUUGAAAUAAUUGAUAAAUUAGGCCAUCGAAAUCAGCGAUAUUCCAACGAUAAAUUUAAACGAAUAAGCGAGGAGAGAGACAGGCAAAUGCAAGAAUCUAAAAGCUCCUUUUUAAAAGAAGAAAUUCUGAAGGAAGCAAGCAUUAUAGUGGAAGAACUCUCCAAACUCAAUCAGUACGAAACAGACUUUAAGUUGAGUACACUAGAAUCACUAGAGCUUAGAAUUAAGCUGUUGCUUCAGGAUCUUUAUUCACAAGAUAAAAAUACAGGAAAGUUUGGUGAAAUCAUCCAAAAAGGGAUGAUGAUUCAAGAGUACAUUUCUGAAAUGAUUAAAAAAACAAAAGAUGAACAGAUUACAAAAUUAAAAGAACAGGUAUUGGACGAGAAAAUAAGAAGAUUGGCAGAACGCGAAAAAUUUCAAGAACAGCGAUCAGAAGACUUAAGGCAUUACCAGGAAGAUAGAAAAGGGGGUAGAAAUGCUUUGAUCGUUGCAGGAAAUUACGUACUUGAUUUUUUGAAAUUAAUUGGAUUAAAUGUAUUCAAAUUUAUUGGAUUAGCUUAAACGACACUUUUGAAAAAUUAUCCAAAAUUAUAUCGUGUGCGUGUACAUUUGUGUUUAGGUGUUAGUGCUUUUGUAUGUG